CGUCAAUCCUUAAACAAGGCGUUACUUUCCACUCGUUUGUUGCGCAAAAAUGGCAGAGAAAGACUUGAGCAGACCCCAGAUGUUUUUAUUUGGGUGUGUGCUGAAGGCUGAUAAAAAGGAGCACAAAGUCGAAGUAGACGAUGAUGAAGUUGACCACCAGUUGUCUUUGAAAGCGGUGUGCCUGGGAGCAGAAGCAGAGGAUAAGUUACAUACAGUGGAGAUAGAGGGAGUGACAUAUGAUGGCAAGACGACCAAAAUCCCUCUUGCUGUUCUAAAGCCAUCUAUUCUGCCUUCUUUAAGCUUAGGUGGGUUUGAAAUCACUCCCCCAUUCACGUUCCGUUUGCAGUCCGGAGCCGGCCCAGUCUACAUCAGUGGGCAACAUUUUGUCAGUAUGAAGGACUCUGAUGAUGAGGAAGAAGAAGAGGAGAAUAACACAUCACCUGUGAAAAGACCAUCUAACAUGUCCACUGGAAAAGUGCCACUGAAGAAACUCAAAAUGGAUUCAGACAAUGAUGAUGAGGAUGAUGAUAGUGAAGAUGAAGAGGAUGAUGAUAGCGAUGAACACGAUGACGACGAAAAGCCAGUGGCACCAAACCCCAUCAAACCCUCACUGAAAGCCCCAGAAAAAAAGAAGAGUGCAGACAAACAGAAUGGCUCACCAGGGAAAAAAGAUGACAAACCAGGGAAGCCUCAGAACCCGGUUACAAUAAAGGGGAAAGACAAGACUGGAGCAGGACUUUCUGGGAAAACUCCCAGCAAGCUCAGCAUAAGUGAGGUCAAGAACAGAUUAGCAACCGCUGCUAAAGAGGGCAAGCCAUUUCCAAAAACGGAACAGAAAUUUGAGAAUUACGCCAAGAACGCUUUCAAGAUCUCUGAUAAACAAGUGAUCAAAGACCUUUGGAACUUUGUACAAACACUGAAAAAGUAAUGGCAGCUUUUGCGACUCGCCCCCCCCUUUUGCGUCCCCCCAUGUACCAGAGGACUAUCCAGUGAUGGCCUUCAGCUGUGAAUUCUGGCUUCUCCCACUCUAAUGGAAACCGUCCACUUUCCUCUGUGUGUAAUGAGACUUUCAAAAUAGAGAGACACUGAGUAGUUAAAGAGAGCUCAUUACCUUGUGUUAUUCUAACGAACCCUUCCAAUGUGUUGUGGAUGUGUCGGACAUAGGAUUUCUAUCAAUGGCGGUAAAUAUUGUAUGACAGCUAUGAAGUAGCUAGGGUAAUUUGUGUUGAAAUACAUCUUUGGGGUUAAUUGCAGUAUAAACACCAAUUUAGGAAUUGGAAGAAUAUUUCUGAAGGAGUCUUCCAGUAUAUCUGAGCAGGUUAGCCUUUUGCUACAGACAGCUUUUCUUGGAAUAGUUUGGAAAUGACCAUCAUUUGCUGUAAAUAGUGCUAUUCAUUUUAAUGUAAAAACAUGGCAACUGAAAUAUAGCUGAAGAUUGCGUCUGCUUCUGAGUAUUCCGUCUGGCCCAAAAUGUUCCAUCUGACUGAGGAUUCCAUCUGGCUCACAGUAAGCCUUGUAGCCCCGAAAAUCCUGUCUGGCUGAGCUUCUAUAGCUCUCUGUAAGGUGGAAAUCUUGGUGAGCCAAGGUAUCUUUGCCUAGGUACUGUAAUCAGAUAAAGUGAUCUUUUAAGGGUUUUUAGCAGUCUGUUGCCAGAAAAUGACAGCAAAAAAAUAUUCAUUGGCUUAAAUUGUGAAACGAUUCCACAGAUGCAUUCCAGUUCGUUUAGUGCUUUGAAUUCCAGAGGCAAUGCUAACGUGCAUUAUCUUUUCAGCAUUUUUCUAGUAUUUCAUUUUAUUAAUGCACUCCUGAAUUUGUCUUUUGUUUUACUCCUGUAAUAUUUUAAGUAGGAUUACUUAAUCCUUUACAUCUUCUAAUUGUGUUUAAUGUUGUACUUACUCAUUUAGGUUUCAGAGUUGGUUUUAACCCAGAAUGUUUUAAUGGUUAACAUGGAUAGGGGGGAAAAUAAUCUGCUUGUUACUUAUGUGUCAAAUAUACUAUAAGGCCAAAAGUUUGUGGACAUCUUUACCAGCACACACGUGUGAGUCUUGUGUCCCUAAACUGUGGCAGCAAAAUUGGAAGCACACAAUUGUACAGGAUGUCUCUAUAUACUGUUUUAUACUGAAUUAAGAUCCUUCAAUGGAACUAAGAGGUCCAAACAUGUUCUAUCAUUGCAAUACCCAUGUGCACAGAGAAAGCUCCAUGAAGACAUGUUUUGACAAGGUUGGUGUGUCCUGCACAAUUCCCUGACCUCAACGCCACUGAACACCUAUGAAAUAAAAUGGAAUCUUCAGCGCAUAAACUCACUAAUAUUCUUGUUGCUGAAUGGGGAAAUCCCCGAAAACACACUCCACAAUUCACUGGUAAGCAUUUUGAGAAGUUAUUAUAGCAGUAAAAGUGGAACUAAAUCUGGAGUACAACGUUCAAAAUAAACACGUGAAAGUGAUGGUCCGGUGUCCAAAAACCUUUGGCCAUGCAGUGUACUUUAGACCUUGAACUAUGGUAUUUCUAAUACAUUUGUGUAGUUGCUUUUAAAACUAACCCAACAAUGCCACAUUUCAUCAUCUAUACAUAUUUUAGCAACAGAUUCCAUAUAGUUUUACAGCUGGAAUCCAGGUUCCCAUUGGCCAGUAAACUGUCACUAUCUCUGAUCCGUCCAAACAAAUUACAUCGCUAUAAAACCAGGCUGUCGAAUCAUCUACAUUAGUCAUUAGCCCUGUUUUUCAUGUGAGAUACUUUAUACUUGAGAGUGUUUAAAAAAAACUAUUUUGCAGUUUGACUCAUCCAUGCUUUUUGUAUUCACAUGUUUCAAUGGCAAAAAGGAAUAAAGUAAACUGCCCCAGA
Messenger RNA from Tachysurus vachellii, 2841 nucleotides. It is a transcript of the gene npm1b, whose product is annotated as nucleophosmin 1b. Lineage: Eukaryota; Metazoa; Chordata; Actinopteri; Siluriformes; Bagridae. Gene Ontology annotation, cellular component: cytoplasm; nucleolus; nucleoplasm. The record is from RefSeq and is a predicted model, not a curated record. The transcript is spliced from 11 exons. Gene Ontology annotation, molecular function: chromatin binding; RNA binding; histone binding. Gene Ontology annotation, biological process: positive regulation of transcription by RNA polymerase II; ribosomal small subunit biogenesis; ribosomal small subunit export from nucleus. The coding region runs from base 50 to 928 and encodes 292 amino acids.